GAAGUGUUGCUUGUUUGUCUUGUACGAAUGGCUCAACAACAGUACAACUGUAAAAGCAUGGUUCGUGAAAGAGUUAGGUUAAGUCAAGUUUGACCCCGAAUUUCUUCCUUUUAUCGUCUCACAAUGCCUUGAAGCUUCUUGAUCCUACUAAUGGGUCGCUUAAAGAAGUAAUGUAAGGCUUGACUGGUACAAUUUGCUUAGAAUCGCUGCCGUAAUGCGAAGUUUUCCGGCGGGCUUCAUAAGAUCGGGAAGAUGUUUACGGAGUUCAAAGUUUAGGGCAAAACCGAGUGGCAAGAGGUCUUUCCUCCGAUAGAAUACCAAGUAAUGCUUAUUCAGACCCAUAGUAAAGACUACUAUGCCGUCUUUUAGGCAAAGGCUUCGUGAGACAUUUAGAAAGACAGAUAAUGCUGAACCCAUUCCAAAUCAAGGAAGUACCGCUGUAGAAUCGGACCACCCAAGUUUGAGAUCUGGAAAUGAUUUAGACCAAUCUAGGAGAAGUUCAUCUUUCAAUGAAUCCAGAUCCAUUGAUGAGACAUUUUCCGAAGAGUUCCACUUCAUCGUCGAUUAUAUUGGCUCAGCGAAUAUAUCAGAAGCGCAGUCUGUGCAACUACUUCUGGAGACUAUAAAACGCGUGAAAAAACAACAACUUCGAACGAUCCGCGUUGAUUUUGUUAUUCGAGAAGGGAUGUUAAAAGUCAACAGCGUUGAUACAAACGGCUCGAUCCUUACGGCCCCACUCUAUGCCGUCGCCCAGUGUGCACAGGAGCAAGUGAGAGGAUUUGAUCAUUGCUACGGGCUGAAUAUAACACGGAAAAGUAACCAUAUGUGCCAUGUAUUCCAGGCGGGAUCGCAUCUAGAGGCUGGGAGCAUAGUGCGUUCUGUUGCCCUUUCCUUCAAAAUGAUUGGACGCAUGUUGAGAGAGAAGCGUGAAAAGCAGCGGCAGGCUCGUUCCACCUCUGUUAGCAGCUCUGACAGAACGCGAACAAACUCUGAAGUUAGUACAUCAACUAUUGAAGAAGCCCUGCGUGAAACUCGUCGGCGACAAUCCUUGCUUCGUCAUACUGGUGACCGCGACAGUAGUCUCGGUUCUGGUGGUAGAAAGUCGCCACACUCAUACAAGCAUUCUAGGAGCUUCUCUAAAAGUUCUACCAGCCCUUCCAUACUAAGGCACCCUCUUUGCAUCCACCCUUCAAGUAGACAUGUUGAGUUUUCAGCUUUAUCUCCGGUCCCAUCAGACAGUAGUGACAACGAAGGGAGGUCUUCUGUGAAGUAUAGUCUCCCAGAAGUCGUAGAAGCACAUGAAACAAGACCAGAGUCUAUACAGGUCGAAGUUGAAGUCUAUUCCUCUCCCAAGCCCACAGUGCAACCAGAAUGCCUAGAAGAAAAACUUGGAGCAAUCGCUUUAGAGGACAAAAAAGACAUGGAAUCACCCAUGCCUGAUGUAGAUUCUAUUGCUGGUGUCAAUAAUCCAUCUGAUAUAGUACCUCCUGAAAAGCCCAUAGAGGCCCCUUCUACUCCAAAGGAAAAAGACCCUGCAUCAGUGAGAUUACCAGAAACAAGUAUUCAAUCGUCAAGCAUUCCAGUAGAAUCAGAGCCUCUAAGUGAAGAAGAAAAAGCUUUCCAGAUAGCUGUUGAUGCCAUUGCAAGUGGGGACAUCGCUGGGCUGGAAAUGAUACUGGAUGAGGGGCUUUUCAUUGAUGCUAGUGACCACAUGCAAAGGAGUCUGAUCUAUCAUGCUGUCACAUUUGGGCAAGCUGACAUUGUUCAGUUUCUUUUGAAAAGGGGAGCAGAGGUGAAUUGGGAGGGGCCAGAGGAUCGAACACCACUUCAUGUUGCAGCAGCAGAAGGAAACAGAACAAUCACUCAGAUGUUGCUGGCAUUUGGGGCUAAUGUACGAGCCAAGGAUAGUGCUUUUUGUACCCCAUUGCAUCUGUCUGUUGGCAAGUUACAGAACCUGGAGGUAUCCCAUCUUCUGGUUGAGCAUGGUGCAAGGAUUCUUGAAAACAACAUCCAGGGUGUGAGGCCUGUUGACCUGGAAAUGCAAUUGAAAGAGAUGCAGCGCCUGCUUGUCCAGUCAGCUUGUGAGGCGUUCUACUCAACCGACCUCUCCAAAUCACGCUCCAACUCUGGGACUUCUUCCUGCGCCCAUGCACCUCAUGCAGCCAGCAUUCGCUCCCCCAGGGUGUGUCCGUCUGACUCCCUUCGCCGAGGAUACAGGUCAUCCAGCUUGUGUUCCUUAUCCAGGGGCUUGGUGAGAGCAAGCCCCGAAACAAUAAAGGGUGUCGGCUCACUGCGACGAUCUGAGAGUAUACACAUGUCACGGACACUAAGCCCACUGCUCGCUCGUGGAAAACGAAGUGGACUCAGAAGGUCACAGAGUUUUCAGAAGUAUCCCAGGGACCUUAAAUUUGAACAGGAAUUGCGAGAAAGAAUGGAAGUCAACAUGAAAAGCAAACAGGAUGAAAAUGAUGAAGCUCUUGAGACAAAAGAACCUGAAAGUGAGACCACUGCAAAACAGUCUGUUUUUGAGGUUCCUCCACUUCACAUGUCAAGACAAAGGUCAAAUAGUGACCUGGCUCGCUACACUUCUGUGAAAAUACCAGCUGAGGAAAGAAAAGAAAUUAAAAUGGAGCUAGAGAAGUUUGUUGAUAGCUUGGCAGAUGAACCACCUAUGAGAGUGAGCUUGAAAGAAUUUCCUGACACUCCUGAUUCCACAACUCAUCGGCCUCCAUCCCCGUCUUCAUUACUCUUGGAGGGGCCUCAACGACCAAGAAACCACAGGCAGCACAGUACAGAAUCAGAGACGUCUGCUGGUGCUCCGAGAAGCGCAUCUGAAUGCGAGGACAGCUCUUUUCUAAGCACUGGUUCCCACUACAGCAAGGAAGAUGAACAUGUGAUAGAAUCUCUGAAGUCUGUUGUGUUAUUAUCUGGAAAUCCUGAAUGCCAUGAGAGUCUCCUUGCUUACCUGUGUCUACCAAAAGCAACUGCACAGUUUGUCUGCCUGUCUCACAUGCCUGGGAUGUUACCGACUGUUGCUGAAAAUAUUGCAGUGCUCAUAGGAAACUUGUUUAAUCUUGAGGGACCUGAGAGUCGAAAAAGAUCUGUUGAAGCUGGCCUUAUCAAGACAGUCCUGAAAUUAGUAGAUGGUGCUGAGCCAAUUCAGAACACCUGCCUAUCAAUUCUUCAUAACAUUCUGGACUAUGAUAAUGACCGCGAGUACUCAACUGCCUUGAAAAAUGUACCUCUGGAGCCACUUCUCAACUUGCUACAUUGCAACGACACAGAUAGUGGUGCCUUUGAUGUGCGCAACUCUGAAUCACCUCCUCCUUACCCUUCUGCUGAAAGAGGGCGUAGGUGUAAGACAAGCACUUGUAGUCGAGACUCUCAUGAUGAACGAGAAGCUCGGCACAGGAUUCGCGAACCCUCACCUGUCUGUGGCGGUAGUGUGCAAAGGAACAACUCUGGCAGCUCUGAAGUUUGGGCGGAAAGGCGAAGGAUGUUUCAGAAAAGGAAUAGCAUUUCUAGCAUGGCGAGCUCUGUGGAGGGAGACCAGAAUUACUCUGUCUUUAGCCCUGCUUACAGCCAUGGUCACCUCCCAUGGUCUAGCUUUGGUCCAGACAUGCAUACCAAGAACCCCAAACUGGUAGCAACCAAGAUGCUUGCAGCUACAAGCAUGAACCCUAAGAUACAAAAGGAGCUUGGCAAAUCAAGGCCUCUGUCCUUGCUCUUAGAGACCCUCCUUGAUCUUAACCAGGAUAUUGUACUCCACACAGUGGCAGCACUGGCAAAUGUGGCUAUGGACCUUGAAAAUCAUUUACAGAUUGAGACCUCUGGUGCCGUUGAAGCGUUUAAACGACUGUUACUUCACCACGAGAAGAGAAUUUCGUACCAUGCUGCCAGAGGGCUGGUCUACCUUGGAGGGGUGGAUGUUGGGGAUGUAUACCUGUUCAAUCAAAUCUCUGGUGAUGACAAGCUGGACGUUAUAUUUGCGGACAUUAAUGAUGCUGAAGGAACAGGGACAGGAGCCUUAUUUGUAAGGGGAGCAACUGUUGAGAAAAUAGUGGAGAUUGUCACCAAAAAUCCAUCCAUUCUAUGGGGAGGAACAAGGCUGUCCAGCUCGCCUAAAGGUUAUAGGGCAUCAGAGAGAAAGGUCAAUGGCAAUGGCAGUCCUUUUGGCAAACAGCUUGUCACAGAGGACCAGAUUAUGGACUUUAUCCUCACCAUGCAGAAGAGCUUUGUGCAUGGAGUCAUUCUGAUGAGGCUUCUGAUACAUAGGUUUAGGAAUCCUUUUUUCAAAAAGUACUUUGAUGGAGACCCAUCGACUGGACAAAUACAGCAGAACGACCCUCUUCCAGUUGUUCACAUACAGCUGAUGAGGCUGUGGAAGAUGUGGCUAGAGCGUUACCCGGAAGCUUUUGUGGAAAAUCCUCUAAUUGCUAAUGAACUAAGUACAUUGCUUCUUCCUAUGAGGAGAGCUGGAGGCCCCUACUUGCCUUGUGCAGAAAGCUUAGAGCACUAUCUAACCUCUAUUGUGGACAUGAACCCAGUGAAGAGAACUCUUGAGUCGUCCCAUGAGAACCACUGCCACCACUCUAUCCUCUAUGAACAGUGCCAGAAGGCAGUGGUGGGAGGGGGAUUGCCAUGUCAUGUUGAGGACGCCAUCUACCUGUCUGCUUUACAACUCUACAUCGAGGACAUGUCUCCUCCUAGUGCAGAAACCAGAGGCCGCCUAGAGGGCUGGUUUCUCCAAGGAACUGGCUCUGAAAAGCUUUCAGCAUCAAGACUGAAGCAGGCUGUGCACCCAUCAUUUUAUAAGGUCAAGAACAUAGCAAAGAGAAUUCGAGGUCAGCGCGAGCAUUUUCAGAACGAAGGUUUGAGUGAGCGAAAUGCCAAGCAUAACUAUAUUGACUGUUGUCAAGCGAUGCCUGGAUAUGGCUGCAGAUUCUUCCAACUAAAGGAAUGUCUUGGGACUAUUAGCAGGAACUCCGGGCAUGUGGACAGGCUGUUUGGAAUAAGUCCAAAGAAGGUCGUCCUGUUAGAUGAACGGACAAAGGGAGUUGUGGGUAACUGGCAGUUUAACGACGUCAAGAGGUGGAAGCUAGUCGCUGGAGACACAAGGUUAAGGGUAGAGCUUGUCAACAUGGCGUUUGAGUUCACCAUGGAAAACAAGAGUACAUUCAAAGAGAUUUCAGAUCUCUUGUUCUACUCCACAAGAUCGAACUUCCAGACACUGAGAGAACAUGACUUCUCGCCAUGGAGUAAAUAUGCUGAAGAGACAGAGACCUGGGGAGAAGUUGCACUUGCAGCACAGACCAGUCAUGGUCUACCACAACCUCGGGAUGACGAUUCCCCCCUUGGGGACCCCUCACGGAUGCGUGCUGUCUCAUGCGUCGCCUCCUCAGUGCCUGGCCCCAGGCCCUUUCAGAGAGGAACAUCCCUUGUUGAGCAGUUAUCGACUUCAGCACCCUACCAGCAAUGUGCCAUGGGAUCUUUGCCAAUGGCACCUCAGCCAACCCGCAUGGCCCCUGUCUUGGCUGCUACUGCUGGAGGAUCAUCCCUAAUUGCAGGAUCUUCAGUACAAAGUAGUAAAUUCGGUUCCCCUUCCACCAUCCACUCCUCAGAGGAGCACCUCCUCGGCUCAUAUCAGUCGUCGUGUUCUUCAUCUCUACGGAACCCAUCAGCCGCCUCUAAAUGGUCAUGGGAUCUGAGCACAGCUCACCCUGACAUGUCUCUGAGGACAAGGCAUCCAUCAAGAUCCAGUGAAGACAGCAUCGAAAACUCGCCCACCGAACUACAUCCCCUGGAUCCAAGCACAAGUCCCAACAAGCCAUCAAGAAGACAACGCUUUCACUCAUCCGAUAGUACCUCAUCUCUAGGAAGCCCACAGGAAUCACACGCUCUCCCCACAGGACAAAGUCCCACCCGACCCCACAGUGGAUUGCUUUGGCCUGAGCCAGACUAUGAAACAGAGAAUACCAACCGAAUGUUUGGACUAAGUCCUAAGGGACAGCUCCUGAACUGCAGAUGUCCGCCUGAAGCCGAGUUGCCAGGAUUUGACAGGAGAAACUUUACAGCGUAUGAUCUCCUGUUUCAUCCGAAGGAGCUGGCGAGGCAAAUCACACUGCUUGACCACGAAUUCUUCUGUGCCGUAACUUCAGAUGAUAUUCAAAAAAAGAUCGCUAUGGGUACUGGUAGAAGAAAAAACCUGGAUUCUCAGCCGAGAUUGUUGUGCGAGAGGGUAGCGGAUCGCUUUAAUCAGCUGAGCACGUGGGUGGUGGCAAGCAUUUUGACAGAGGAAUCUGUAGAGAAGCGCGCUCAAAUGUUUAUCAAUUUUAUUGAGACUGCAAAGCAAUGCUUGAAGCUCAGGAACUUCAAUGCGGUCAUGGCAAUCGUAGUUGCUGCUCUCGGAAGCUCUUCAAUACGGCGACUGGCCCGCACAAAGCAACUAGUGCCCAAGGAGUUCUUGGAACAGUGUGCCAAGAUUGAAAUGCUAAUGGACACUAAGAAUAACUACAAGAAAUACCGAACCACGUUACGGGCCUCUCCUACUCCAGCCGUGCCAUAUUUCGGUAUCUACAUGAAGGAUCUGACGUUUAUUGCUGAGGGAAACCCAGACUUCUUGAAAGGAGGGCUAGUCAACAUCAGUAAGAGAAGACAGGUCUACAUUGUGAUCAACGAAAUCAGGCAAUUUCAGAAAAAGUCCUACCACUUCCAAGAGGUCGCAGAAGUUCGGGAGUACCUAUUGAGCCAGGAGCUGGUGUCGGAGGGAGACCUUCACUUGGUCUCCUGUCAACUAGAACCGCCCCUAACCAGAAGGCACUCCGAGACGGACAAACCCACUGAGCCUAGCACAGUGCCUAAGCUUACUCGCUCCAACACUCUUAGUCGUGUUGGUGGAAAGACUUGCUUGGUCUUGAAGGAGGCUGCCGCUGUUAACACGGAUUCGAAUUGUUGAGGUGGAUUACUUUCCCCAGUUGAGCUUUAAAUGCCUAGCGUUGCUUAUCCGCGGGUCGAUUGCAUUAUGAGGGUGGCUGUACUGGAAACUCUGUGAAAAUGGUGCGUGAUGAAGGGGACAUUAAACAAAUUUCAAAACCCUCAAGGCUUUGGCAUGAAACUCCUCUAAACGCGUAAGAAAUAAGAAGGAACUUGUGAAUUGGAAAAUUGUGGGAUUAUUUUUUGCUACCAGGUUUGUUCGAAUGCUGACAAUCACUUCUUAAUUAAUCUGGGAGCUCGUCCCCAAUGAAAAUUCAGCAGUGCUGUGAAAGAAAAACAACUGUUUAGGCAGCGUUAUUACAAUAUUGACUGGAAAGGCUCGGUCCUACUAAGAACAGCAACAUUGUCGAAGACUCUACGAAUAGAUGAAUUAUGAAUAGAAAGGUAUAUAAUUAUUUACAUCGUGUACACAUUUGGCAAUUAUGCUGUUUUGUAAAGAGAUGUACAUAGAACCCUAAAUUUAUUAUAAAUAAUCAUUUUGCUACUGCAAAAUGCCAUGUUUGAGUGUUAAUGGAGAAGAAAUUUCUUACUUUUUCAAACAUCUAGAGGAAAAAUAAAACUUCUGAAAUUAGAUAUUUCUAUAAAAUAGAUAUACACGCAGAUGGGGGAUCUGCUUGUAUGCGAUUGUUCA
This is a messenger RNA of Nematostella vectensis (starlet sea anemone), 7624 nucleotides long. RefSeq lists its product as uncharacterized. Gene Ontology annotation, cellular component: plasma membrane. Bases 356 to 6955 code for a protein of 2199 amino acids. Gene Ontology annotation, molecular function: guanyl-nucleotide exchange factor activity; protein binding. The record is from RefSeq and is a predicted model, not a curated record. The transcript has 36 exons. Gene Ontology annotation, biological process: Ras protein signal transduction; positive regulation of GTPase activity. Lineage: Eukaryota; Metazoa; Cnidaria; Anthozoa; Actiniaria; Edwardsiidae.